AUGAUAAGAAUACAAGCGAUUGCACACAACAACUCAAAUUUAGCCUCACUUUCAUCAACCGUUACGUUAAACUCCCGGCGCUUUCUAACCCAUUGUUUUGCCGCCAACUUAAACACCACGACAUCCGUAUUAUUGAGGUAUCGCUUGAGGGCCAGACCCGACGUGUGGAGAGUGGGCGCCCACCGACCAAAAUGGGCCAUUUGUGACCUAUCUUCUGAGCCAAACCAAGAGUUAAGACUGUGCCAACUUAUCCGCAGCUGUCUGUAUCUGAUCGUAAGACCAGAUCCGCCACCUGUGCCGCUGACCAACAGCUCUGAGUCGAUCCACUUGGCAAGUGCCCUGAAUUUGGUCAAAGCAUCGGGCAGAAACACGCCCAGACUAUCUUCGCUGAUCUCCAGCAUUGGUUUCAGUUGUGGCACUCCGUCCAGCGCUAGGGUCUGGUGUGUGGACACAAUCCUCAGCGAACAGACAUGUCAACGACCUUCCGAUCGACUGUCAACACCGCAAUCAUUCAUAUCGUUACCAAACCAUACGGUUAUCUCAUUUCAAUUCAGAUAUAUGUUUGGCGUUACACUCAAUGCGACCACAAAUCGGGUAGUGAUGGACAUCGACCCGAAGCGAUUGCUGGCCUCGUUUGACAUAAGCAAUUACUUUGACCAUGAUCCUAAUUCGGUUUAUAGCUUCUCUGACGUAUCGAUGGUCGACUAUACCGCGCAUAUGGGCGAUAAAAGGAAAUUGUAUUCAAAGGAUUUGAACAAUAAGUUUGUAUUUAAAGACGAAACUCUACUCAAAAGUGUCGGACUUCCGGACAAUUUGGACGCGGGAGACAAUUUCACCACUUUUUCGGAUAACAAGAAUCAACCGAAACAAUGGACACAACUCUCGACUCUUUUCCCUAACAGUGAAUACCCUUUGGAUGCCAUUAAUUGUAAUCGCAAUUUCAGUUCAUGUCAUUUACAUAAAGGCGAUAAAAGGAAAUUGUAUUCAAAGGAUUUGAACAAUAAGUUUGUAUUUAAAGACGAAACUCUACUCAAAAGUGUCGGACUUCCGGACAAUUUGGACGCGGGUUUUACCGAUGAAAACGGGGAUCAGAUUUAUGUCAAAAACAAUUACCUCUUUUGGAAAGAAUACGGAAUUUUUAGGCAACAAAUAAUUCAACACUACUUUCAAUGCCCCGAAAAUUACUACAAAAAUUUAGCGCUUAAUGAAUUGAAUUCGUGGCAAAAAUUCAUUAAAGACAUCAAAACAUAUGAUGUAAUCAAUUUCACAGAGGAUCCCAUACCUGCACCCAAACACAUACCAACAACUGCCACAACAGUUAGCACUACAACUGUAACCACACUUAAGCCAACUUCACCGCCGGAUCUAAUUGUCUUUUAUGGCUUAAUUGCCGGUGUCAUUAUAUGUGUGAUUGUAAUCAUAUGUGUAAUCAUUGGCUGUUAUUGUGUGUUGUCUUCGAACCCAAACUCCAAAGAAGAGAAAGAAAUGCAUAAAAAGAUGUUAAGAGAAAAACUCGAUUCAUUGAAAGCCAAACAAUCGCCUGAAAAACCCAAACAAAGUCCCGAAAAAUCCAAACAAAGUCCCAAAAAAGGAUCGUCGGUCUCAUUGAAGUACUCGUUGUACAGCGUUUUGGCCACAAUUUCCUGA
Molecule: messenger RNA, 1647 nt
Organism: Medioppia subpectinata
Lineage: Eukaryota; Metazoa; Arthropoda; Arachnida; Sarcoptiformes; Oppiidae
Source: the annotation of a GenBank genome assembly